Molecule: messenger RNA, 2397 nt
Organism: Lathyrus oleraceus (garden pea)
Lineage: Eukaryota; Viridiplantae; Streptophyta; Magnoliopsida; Fabales; Fabaceae
Exons: 6
Coding region: 538-2088 (516 amino acids)
Biological process (GO): positive regulation of transcription by RNA polymerase II
Cellular component (GO): nucleus
Molecular function (GO): RNA polymerase II transcription regulatory region sequence-specific DNA binding; histone binding; chromatin binding
Source: RefSeq, a predicted model, not a curated record
UCUAGAUUUACUAAAGAAUGCAAGAAAAUCUAUAAAAAGAAAAAGCAGAAAAUCAAAUUUAAUUAACAGCGCAGACGGGGCGGGCACCGCUUCACACAGAAGUCGAUGAUACCACGUGUACGUGCAAGAUGACGUCUAACAGAAUGAUCGUGCGGAGCACCAUUGUUUAACUUUUCCGACAAACACAAAAGCCUCAAAAAUCUAUAACCUCCUUAGAGAUCUCGCCGUCUUCCUCUCCUUACCACCACGCCCGACGAUCCUUGAAUCCGAGAUUUAGGGUUUCACUUUUUCAAUCACCCUUUCUAAAUGCAGCCAGAACAAUAAUAACGGAAAAUUAUGUCACUGGUUCCAAAAUGACUUGAAGUGUUUCUUAUUAGCUUACUUUGAAGGUUAAUUAUUACACGAUCAAGCUUUCAUAGCAACUUAGAAAGGAAAUGCUUAGAUCUAGUGUUAGCAUUUUUCUGUAUGGAACUCUCUGGUGGGUGCAUUUUACUGAAUAUUUCUUGGUGACAGUCGUUUGACAAUCAGAUAUUUUGGAUGGGAAAGAGUAAUGGGGAUUUGAAUGGCAGUGAUGACAUGACAUAUGAUAAUUCUAGAGGUGAGUCAAAGCGAUCUAAUCAGUGGUUCGUGGAUGGCCCUGAAAUGGAUCUGUCUCCCAAUAAGAAACAAGCAGUAGAGGCUCCAAACAGUUUAUUGCCAGGGUUGCUCAACUCCAAUAUUUCGUCAUGGGGAGAUUCUUUAAGUUUUCACUCUUUAACUGGCCAUUUUACUGCGCAACUAUUUGAUCCAGGGGCUGCAUCUAUGAAUUUUGAAGAUGCAAACAUAGAUACUAAGUUGAGUGCGGAAAGAAAGGAUAUCUUGGAUCCUUUUGGGGGUGAUGCCUCAUUUGGUUUAUCCAUGUUAACUACAUUAGAAGAUUCUCAACCAGCUUUUAAUCACGAUGGGACUAGAAAUGUCAAAGUUAAUGAGGUGAAGGAGUCGAGAAAUUUCAUGUUUGUUCCAACUAAUAAUCCCUGUGAUGGAGUUAGCAGCACUGUGUCACACUCUCAUGCAUCCAAGGAAGGUGACAAUUCAAUAUCAACAAGCCUCACAUACAACAAUGGGGAUGCCAAUGUAAUAUUGGUCGACGGUGCUUUUGACAGGAUGGAUACCAAUUUAAUGUCAACGAGUCAAACUUAUAACAAGGGAGAUGGCAACUUAUCAGUACCUCCGACAUACAAAGAGAUUUGCAAUACAAUAUUAAUGGAUCAAGGAUACAUUAAUGUAGAUAGUGAUGCAAUUUCUAUUGCUCAUGCUUACAACAAGGCCUGUGAUAAUUCUAUGUUGAGUAACCACUUAUUCAAUAAGGUUGAAGAUGACACCAUAUUGAUGGGUCAGACUUACCAUCAGAGACCAAAUGACAUGUCAUUUGUUUCUCAUUCUUAUAAUAAAGGAGAAAGCACUAUCAUAUCCUUUGGUGGCUGUGAUGAUGAUGAUGCAAUUCAAUCUGACUCGUUUGUUUCUGACUACGCGCUGUUUAUGGGUCAAGCACCUUCGCAUAUGUCUCAAGUUGCAAAUGAAAAAGAGUUGGUUAGAUCAAGCUCUAAACUAAUUCCAAGUACAACCCAGAUGUCAGCAUUUGAAGCUGAAAAUGUUCCCAGGACAAAAGAGGAGAUGAAAAUGUCUAAAAAAGCUACUUCAAAUAACUUCCCUUCGAACGUCAGAAGUUUGCUAUCCACUGGUAUGCUGGAUGGCGUCUCUGUAAAGUAUAAAGCAUGGUCACGGGAGAAGGAACUUCGAGCUGUUAUAAAAGGUGCUGGGUAUUUGUGCAGCUGUCCAUCCUGUAAUUUUUUUCAGGUUAUUAACGCAUACGAGUUUGAGCGGCAUGCUGGUUGCAAGACAAAACACCCAAAUAAUCAUAUUUACUUUGAGAAUGGAAAAACCAUAUAUGGAGUGGUACAAGAGCUCAGGAGCACUCCACAGAAUAUGUUAUUUGAAGUUAUUCAGACAAUAACUGGUUCACCUAUCCAUCAGAAAUCCUUCCGGAUUUGGAAAGAAUCCUUUUUGGCUGCAGCACGCGAGCUCCAGCGCAUAUGUGGAAAAGAUUAAGUAAAGCAAUUGUUAUAAAGAAGCAAAUUUGAGUUGCAAUAUAGAACAACCUUGUUGGGUACAUAGGAGUAAGUGUUUUGAUACACCUUUUGAUAACUGAUUGUGACCCUACAGUUCGAGUCCUUUACCCUUUUGAGGAAAAUAGGGACUAAAAUAGAAGGAAACUCUUGAAACGAAAUAUAACAUUGGGUGUUGCAAAUUGAAUGUAUCAUGACAUGUAAGUGUAUAGUGAGUAAAUUUCAUGAAGGAAACAUGAUUUUGAUGUCAUGGUCUAAUUAUACAACAAAACCUCUCUAAGUUAUGUUCUCA